Molecule: messenger RNA, 770 nt
Organism: Dalotia coriaria
Lineage: Eukaryota; Metazoa; Arthropoda; Insecta; Coleoptera; Staphylinidae
Exons: 2
Coding region: 121-585 (154 amino acids)
Source: RefSeq, a predicted model, not a curated record
AUUCGAUUUUUACUUUUUAUUUCAUGUCUUAUACGAUUACAUUCAACAGUCGCGUAGUAUUUUUUAAUUCAGAAGAUUCCAUAAGUAAUUACUAACUUAAGUUAGGUUGUGUUGGUAAAAAUGUUUGAAAAAUUUGCAUUAUUUAUUGUGCUACUGAUAAUGGCACUAAGUACUAUUGAAUUUGUUCGUUGCCAAGAUAAUCUCGAAUUGCAAAGAAUCGAAAAACGUAGUCGUCCGCAAAAUGGUAACAAUAACGACGAUUUCGAAAAGUUUUUCCUUAAAGCAUCAAAAUCUGUGCCGCGAAUUGGUAGACGACGCAUUACAGAGCCACCCAGUGAUACCAAACUACCCUUGUGGGCCGAACUCUCCGACCUGUACGAGUACAACCCCGAAUUAUUUGCGUCACCGCAAUUACUGGUGCGCUGGCUGGAAUAUUAUAAUUCGCAAUUACCUCGUGAGGACGCAAAAACGCCAGACGACAGCCUGCCCAGUGGUUGGUCGCCAAAGAUGCGCUUCAAGAGGGAUCGCAUCAUUCAGAGCGCGUCUCCCAACGACGAGCUGUAUGAAUAUCGUUUACAACCCUAGAAUUAUCUCCCAGAUGAAUACCAGCUACACACACGUAUAAUCUACCAUUAUUAUUAAUCCAAUAUUUUUGCAAAUUGCAUAGAGAUUAAUUGUAAAAAGAUAAGAAGUCAGUCGUGACUCGUAAAAGCAAAGAAAAACGUUUCUUUUUUUAUAUAAAUUUAGAUAACUUGCCACGUAAAACAAUG